AAUGUUUUUUAACGUAAAAACUAUCCUAAGUUGGGAGUGAAUUCAGAUCUUCGUCGCUUUACCAAUAAACUGAUGGUCAAAGUUUAGGCAAAUUGAAGCAUCAGCGGGAGCGAGCAUCGAACAACAACUCAGGGAGCCCCGAGGCCGAGGAAUUUGGCGAUGACGAGAAAGAAGAGGAAGACGAGAGAGGCGGCAACAAUCCAUCCCAGAAAUAAAUAUGCUGAAAAUCCCCCAGAUUUCGCUCUCUUAGCUUCUCUUUACCCUUCGUUUCAACCUUUCGUCUCUCUUCAUCCCCGACCCAGAAUCGACUGGACCGACUUCAAUGCCACCCGUGAACUUACCCGGGUUUUGCUUCUUCAUGACCAUGCUCUUCAUUGGUGGAUUCCUGAUGGACAGCUCUGCCCGACAGUACCUAAUAGAUCGAAUUAUAUUCAUUGGCUUGAAGAUCUUUUGUCAUCUGAUGUCGUUGCAAAGAAAAAUAGUGAUUGCGGUCGUGUAAGAGGUUUUGACAUAGGAACUGGGGCAAAUUGCAUUUACCCACUUCUUGGAGCGUCUCUUCUCGGGUGGAGUUUCGUUGGGACAGAUGUGACUGAUGUAGCACUAGAGUGGGCCGAAAGAAACGUUACAAGUAAUCCACAUAUUUCUGAACUUAUUGAAAUUAGAAAGGUGGAUGAUACCUCAGAUGAUCUUUCUACAGAAUUACAUGAUAGUGUAGCAGUCGAUAGUGAAUGCAAGAUUUUCAAUGAGAUGGAUGGUAGGGAAAUAGGGCCACCCCUGCCCUCAUUCUUGUCGAAGGAGGCAAUCCACUUGGAGACGCAAUAUCAUGGUCCUCCCAUUCUUCUUGGUGUUGUCAAAGAUGGUGAGAGGUUUGACUUUUGCAUGUGCAAUCCUCCCUUUUUUGAGAGUAUGGAUGAAGCAGGAUUGAAUCCAAAGACUUCUUGUGGUGGAACUCCACAAGAGAUGGUCUGCCCAGGUGGGGAGAGGGCAUUUAUCAGUCGUAUGAUUGAAGACAGCAUUGUUUUGAAGCAGACUUUUCGGUGGUACACUUCAAUGAUUGGGAAGAAAUCAAACCUCAGCUUCCUGAUAUCUAAACUUUGGAAAGUUGGAGUGACAGUUGUCAAGACUACAGAAUUUGUUCAAGGCCAAACUUGUCGGUGGGGACUUGCUUGGUCUUUUAUGUCCACAGCACGGAAGAUUAUAUCUCCUCAUGUCACUAACAAGAGUAUCUUGUCUUUCAUGCUUGAGGGCCUCCUUUCACAAGUCAGUGCCAUGAGUAUACUGCAAUCAGUUGAACGUUUUCUUAGCACCGGUGGAGCUUCUUGUAAAUUGAACGCUUCUUCAUUUACAGUAGAUAUUACUGCAUCUGAGGAUCAUUGCCAAGCAAUUCUUGAGAAUGGAGCAUGUGAAGAGGUCAAAGAUGCCAGUUGUGUAGCUUUGGAAAAAUCAGAAACUCAACUCUCUACUGAUCUGUGUUUUCGAGUUUCGGUCUUUCAGCAGAUCCCUGGAACACUUCUUGUGAAAGGCUCCUUGCAUCAGAAGAGCAACCCUUCUGCAGGCUUAUUCUCACUGAUUUUCCACCGAUUAGAGGAGUUUCUGAAAGCUGAAUUUUGUAAAUAAAAGGUGUUAUAGGAGAUCCCUUCUCUCCCUCAGCAUCCAAGGACACAGUAGUACAACUUGUAAACCAGAUCCUGUUUAUGUGAACGCUACACGAUAAGGCAGUUGUAUUGCUUACUAUGCAGGGGUGAAGCGAAGAAAGGAAGUUGAUGAGUAAUUUUUUCUUUGAUAUUCUUUCUUGCUCUUUUAAAGUAAAAAGCUCAUUUAUAUAGAAAGUUAGCAUACAAAAUUUUCAUCCUUCGUAUCGAACAUUUUGGCUCUGCCCAUAUCAUAUCAACUAACAAGAUUAAGUUGUUGAGGAUAGUGCUGGAGGUGAUUUUAUCUCAUAAAUGGGGUGGAUUCAUCCAUUUCAAAAUAUGAAAAUUUUGUUUGAGAACCUUUCUUUUGGACAAGUCUGUUAAUGCCUUUUGUUUUUGUUAUCUCCCUUAGGAGGAGAACAAAGCAACACAUGUCUUUGUGGCUUUUUCUACGUAGCAUUCUCACCAUUCAUGA
Cucumis sativus (cucumber) is the source of this 2106-nucleotide messenger RNA. RefSeq names its product U6 small nuclear RNA (adenine-(43)-N(6))-methyltransferase. The transcript has 8 exons. Gene Ontology annotation, cellular component: nucleus. Gene Ontology annotation, biological process: rRNA base methylation. The record is from RefSeq and is a predicted model, not a curated record. NCBI's taxonomy places the organism in Eukaryota, Viridiplantae, Streptophyta, Magnoliopsida, Cucurbitales, Cucurbitaceae. The coding region runs from base 160 to 1617 and encodes 485 amino acids. Gene Ontology annotation, molecular function: 23S rRNA (adenine(1618)-N(6))-methyltransferase activity.